Angiostrongylus costaricensis is the source of this 1197-nucleotide messenger RNA. The record is from the annotation of a GenBank genome assembly. Lineage: Eukaryota; Metazoa; Nematoda; Chromadorea; Rhabditida; Metastrongylidae.
AUGCCUCGAACAAGGCGGAGGGGACGAGCCGCAAAGGCUGCUCGUCGAGGUCGAGUUGGCGGUGCUCAAGCAGUUCCAAGGCGCCACAGGAGGAAGAGGAAAGAUGAAGAUGCCUUAGAUGUGCAAGAAAGAGCCAUCAAACAGAUUAGAACGGCUUGUGCUGCUAAAACGGCUGAAUAUGAGAAGGCUAGACAGCCACACUCGUUCGUUAUCCAUCGAGGUAGUGUAGGAAAGUAUGUGAAAUCGUUAAUUUUAAAGCGUAAUAAUAUCAAGGAUUUCGUUGUGCAUGGAGGUGUACUUGGCGUGACCAACAUGAUAGUGUUAACAGCUAGCGAAAUUUCGGUGCAGUUGCGAAUGAUGCGGUUCAACCAAGGACCCACGCUUACUUUCCGCGUGCACGAGUAUUCACUUGCGCGGCACGUAUUAUCAACUCAGAAACGACCGUCGGUACAUCAAAAGCUCUUCGAGAAGCCACCGCUUAUCAUUAUAAAUGGGUUUAAUCAACUCGAUCUCCGUUCUAUGAAACGGUGUUUAAUGGUGAACUACUGGGAAGAGGAUGACUCCAUUGAUAUUCGUCAUUAUGCCAUUCGUGUUGUCGCGUCAGGAAUAAAUAAGUCAGUACGAAAAUUGAUAAUGGCUGGGAAAUCUUCAAGUAAGGAGCUGCCCGAUCUUUCUAAGUACAAGGAUAUUUCGGACUAUUUAUUGAACCCUGGACAUCUCAGCGAUAGUGAGUAUGAAGGCGAAGAGCAAGAAGUUGUUCUACCACAAAGUCUGAGUACGAGAACUGGGACGGCAAAAGGAGAGAAGAGUCAUAUACGGUUGAUGGAAAUAGGACCGCGAUUAAAGCUUGAGCUACUGAAAGUUGAGGACGGCAUUGAUGAAGGAGAAGUGUUGUACAACAAGAAUGUUCAGAAAACCGGACCAGAACUGGUGGCACUUAAGAAGGAGGCUCCUAAGAAAAAAAAGUUAAAAAAGCGAAUGGUACAAGAAAAUGAGCGUCGGGUUAUUCGUCGUCUCGAAAAAGCAAAGGAAGCGAAGAAACUAGAGGAACAGGAGUUAAAAGCUUACAAGGAAAAAGCUGCUCGAAACCAGGCGGCUGCCAUUGGACAAGCAGAGGACAUUGAGAAUAGUAGGGAGAAGGACCGAGAAAUAGCGCUGCUUCGUGAGAAGUAUGUACAUUUAAUGUUGCGGUUAUGA